UUCGACAAAAAUAUAGUCUGCCGUAAGUCGUCGGACCGUUCAGUCUUUUUCGUUCGAACAGUGCUUAACGAGUAGUGUGUUAGACCGCACACCUUUUUUUAAUUCCUUAAGACUCUUUACCUAAAACCACAAAUACACCAUGGCUGAUGAAGAGAAAAAAGCAGCAGCACCGGCACCAGCAGCAGCUCCAGCUGCCGCACCAGCGGCGGCCGCAGCACCUGCAGCAGCUGCGGCUCCAGCCAAAGCAGCUGCCCCUGCUGCGGGAGCGGCUGCCCCUGCUGCUGGAGCAGCUGCCCCUGCCGCAGGAGCAGCAGCACCAGCUGCCGGAGCCGCCCCAGCCGCUGGAGCGAAGGGCGCUGCAGCAGCACCCGCAAAGAAUGGCAAAGUCGACGAGGCUAAGAAGGCUAAACAAGCCGAAAUUGAACGCAAGCGUGCUGAAGUACGCAAGCGUAUGGAAGAAGCCUCCAAGGCUAAGAAGGCCAAGAAGGGUUUCAUGACCCCCGAAAGAAAGAAGAAACUCAGGUUGUUGCUCCGCAAGAAAGCCGCUGAAGAAUUGAAGAAAGAACAAGAACGCAAGGCCGCUGAACGCAGACGCAUCAUUGAAGAACGUUGUGGUAGCCCCAGGAAUCUCAGUGAUGCCAGCGAAGACGCACUUAAGACCAUUUGCAAACAGUACCACGAAAGAAUUGCCAGUUUGGAGAACCUUAAGUACGACUUCGAAUACGUUGUCAAGCGCAAGGAUGUUGAGAUCAACGAUCUCAAUGCCCAAGUUAACGAUCUUCGCGGCAAGUUCGUUAAGCCUGCUUUGAAGAAGGUUUCCAAGUACGAAAACAAAUUCGCCAAGCUCCAAAAGAAGGCUGCCGAAUUCAACUUCCGUAACCAACUUAAGGUUGUCAAGAAGAAGGAAUUCACAUUGGAGGAAGAAGAGAAGGAGAAGAAACCCGACUGGUCCAAGGGCAAACCUGGUGAUGCUAAGGUAAAGGAGGAAGCUGAAGUUGAAGCCUAAGUGUUCCCGAUUUAUACUAUUAUGACCGUAUCCCGCCCUAAUUUUAAAUAAAUCAUUUAUAACUUUUUUCAACCAAUGUACAUCUAAAUUAUAUGAAAAAGAAAAAAACAGAAAACAUUAAAAAAAAAACACCAUAAACACAUCUUUAUUUCUAAAUUUAUAAAAAUACAUAAGAAAACAUACAAACAUGUAGCAUCUAUUUUAUCUUUAUGCAAGCAAUGAUUGAUGAUGAUGAUGAUGAUGAUGGCACGACAAUCCCAUGUUUAAGAAAUUCUAUUAGUAAAGAAAUAAAUCAAAGAAAAUAGAAAUCGCAGGAAAUUAUUGGCAUAUUCCCAAACAACCUGAAAAUAAUUUUUAUGCACAUUUCCAAACCAAAAAAAAACAACAACAAUAUAUAUGUAUAUAAAGCACAUUUUCAA
Molecule: messenger RNA, 1425 nt
Organism: Stomoxys calcitrans (stable fly)
Lineage: Eukaryota; Metazoa; Arthropoda; Insecta; Diptera; Muscidae
Gene: wupA
Product: troponin I
Exons: 9
Coding region: 140-1006 (288 amino acids)
Biological process (GO): muscle contraction
Cellular component (GO): troponin complex
Source: RefSeq, a predicted model, not a curated record